This is a messenger RNA of Prorocentrum cordatum, 3859 nucleotides long. The record is from the annotation of a GenBank genome assembly. Lineage: Eukaryota; Dinophyceae; Prorocentrales; Prorocentraceae.
GCGCGCCCUGCUGGCGGCGGGGGGCCUGCUCGCGCGCGCUGCCGCCGCGGCGGAGGGCUACCAGCUGAGGGAGGCCUUCCUCGGCGAGCAGUUUUUUUACCACUGGACGUUCCACAGCGGCCCGGCCCCCCCGGGCGGCGCGGUGGAGUACGUCGACUAUGCCUCCGCUCUCGCGCUGGGGCUGGUCAACGCCACGAGCGGCGAGGUCUACAUGGGCGCGGACGGGCGCAGCACCAGCGGGCCGGGCUCGAUCCGCAGGUCCGUGCGCAUCAGCUCCAGGGCGACGUUCAACGAGGGCCUCUUCGUGCUCGAGGCCGGCCACCUUCCCACCGGGUGCGGCACGGCGCCCUCCUUCGGCCUCUCCGCGGAGGAGGGCCCGGGCGGCGCCACGCCCCCGCCGGCGGAGAUCGACAUCGUGGGCGGCGUCCACCGCGCCACCCACGCGACGACCGCUCUCCGCACCGGCGCGGGCUGCGACCAGUCGGCGCUGCUGCCCGGGCGCGACUUCUCCACGAAGUGGGCGCCAGGCAGGACCAAGGCGGCGGACAGCUGCGACGUUCGGGAGCCGGGCCAGUUCGAGGGCCAGGGCUGUGCCCAGAGCGGGCCCAGGAACUCGGUCGGCGCCCGCCUGAACGCCGGCGGGGGCGGCACCUACGCGCUGGAGUGGGACCCCUCGGCUGGCCACAUCCGCGCCUGGUUCUGGCCCGUGGGCGCGGAGCCGGCAGAUGUGGUGGGCGACCCUGGCGGGGGGCUGGAGCCGGCAGCAUGGGGGUUGCCGUACGCGCACUUCCAGCUCGGCCAGGCGUGCCCCGCCGCCCUCUUCCGCGACAUGAGGUUGGUCUUCGACCUCGGCUUCUGCGGGCUCGAGGGCAUUCGCAACUUUGAGCUCGACUGCCCCGAGUUCGCCACCAUGACCUGCCAGGAGCUCGUCGCCAGCCGCCCGGAGUGCACGAAGGAGGCCUUUUGGUCACUGCGGUCACUAAGGGUCUACCACCGCCACGGGGCAGCAGGGCAGCCAUUGCCGUCUGCCCCGCCUUCGCCGCCCGCGGCGCCGACUGCAGGCCCCGGGGCCGCCGCUGCCGCCGCGCGCGCCGCCGCUGCAGAGGCACGGGCGGCUGCAAGGGCGGCGCCCGGGCGGGGGCCGAGGGAGCCGUCUGCCCAGGAAGGCACCGCGAGUGAGGGCGCGGCGUCCGCCGCCCCGAAGCGGCAGCGUGCAGCGCAGGGGCCCGACGGCGCCUUCCCGGCGGUGCGCCGCAGCGGCUUGGCUCUGCCUGGGAAAGUGUUUGGCAAUCGCUCGGCGCCGCUGCCCACCAAUGCCUGGUGGCAGAACCUGGCGCUGGCGAAAGACACCUCCAGCUUGGAGGCGAACGUCUUCCAGAUGCCGUACGUCAUCACGGCUGGCAGCAGCUCCGUGAACGUGAUGCAGCCGUACCCAGUCCAGAAUUCGGCAGCGCCUUUCGCCCAGAGUUUCAACGAGUUCGAGGCGAUGAGCCUCGGGUUCUCGGAUCAGGACCUCUCUGGCCCCAUCCUGGACGGGUGGGGCCAGCUCAGCGUGUCGCUCGGCUGGAGCACGCCUUCCGGCCGCGGCGGGAUGCGCGCGCCGCUCGCGAGGGGCUCGCCGUACGUCACCGCGGUGUACGACGGCGUCACGCCCCUCGCCUCGUCGCGGCAGCGGCUGCAGACCCACGGCGGGCGGUACCAGAUCACGGUCGACGGUGCGCCCGCGCCGUGCGACGGCAAGGCCCCGCUGCGGGGCUCCGUGUUCGAGGCGCGCCUGGGCCAGAGCGGCGCCGCCUGGCUGCUCUUCUCCCCCGCCGGGGCGGCCUGGGUGUGCACGCCGCGGCCCUUCCGCCUCGCGGGCCUCGCGCCGCUGCGCGGCGCCGUGCGCAUCGCCCUGGCGAGCGGCUGCUCGGGCGGCUCCGCCCCGCCCGUGCUGUGCAGCGCCGGGGAGGCGGCCAAGCACACGUGGCCUGGGCUGCUGCGCCAGCACGCGGGCACCUACCCCACGGGGGCAGCCGUGAGCUACACCGUCGAGGGCGACGCGGGGAGCGUGGUGUGGGAGUGGCAGACCGAGUCGCUCGCCGGCUGGGAGCCCGCGGAGCUGCUGCAGCUGGCGUGGCCGGUGCACAGGGAGCGCAUGUCCAGGGAGAUGUUGCGCGCCAACUCUGGGGUGCCGGACGCCACUCCGUUCCACGACGUGCGUGGCCGCGCCACCGCGGUCGUGGGCGGCAGAUGGCGUCUGGACUACGAGCUCUUCCCAGACGUUGGCCUGCGGUCAGCGCAGCCGAUAGCCGAGGAGAUGCGCGCAGAGAUCCUGGACGCCCUCCGGGGCGAGGGCGGCGCGCUCUGGAACGGAUCGCUGGCGGACAGCGAGUUCGACCUGCCUCCGAACUAUCGGCGCGGCGGCGGGGACACCUACUUCGCCGGAAAGAUGCUCGCGCGGCUGGCCCGCCUGGUGGCCGUCUCGGAUGAGCUCGGCGACGCUGGCCGGCCGUACUUCGAGGCGCUCCUGGACCGCCUCAGCGAGCGGCUGCAGGUCUGGCUGGGGCCUGGCGCAGAGGCCCCCUUCCUCUACGACUCCUCCUGGGGCGGCCUCGUCAGCUGUGGCUGCGCCUCCGGCGCUGGUGCGGGGGGGCGGUACUGCGCCGGCAGCGCUGAGGCGCCCGAGACGUGCGAGGGCCUCCGGGACCCAGGCCUCAACUUCGGCAACGGCUUCUACAACGACCACCACUUCCACUACGGCUACUUUGUCUACGCCGCUGCGGUGGUGGCGAGGCACCGCCCGGAGUGGGAGCGGAGGUGGCGGCUGCAGAUCGAGGCGUUGGUCCGCGACUACGGCAACCCGACGGCGACGGACGGCGGCUUCCCGCUGGCACGCCACAUGGAAUGGUUCAUGGGCUUCUCCUGGGCAUCGGGCGUCUCGGGGCCGUUCUUCAACGGCCGCAGCCAAGAUACUUCCUCUGAGGCUGUCCACGCCUACUACGCGCUGUACGUCUACGGGGCCUCGGUGGACACCCCGCUCGCCCGCGAGCUGCGCGGCUUCGGCCGCCUCCUGGCCGCCAUGGAGGCCCAUGCGGCCAGGACCUACCGCUUCCCUCGGGCGCGCUCCAGCGUCUACGGAGACAUGUUCGGCGAGGGGACAGUCGGUACCCUGUGGGAGCACCAGGCGGUUUUCCAGAGCAGGUUCGGGGGAGCCCAGUUCUCCGCGAUUGGGAUGCAGCUGCUGCCCUUCACCCCGAUGACUGAGAGUCUGCUCCAGGAGGAGUGGAUCUUGGAGCACCUGGACGGCUACAAGACGGCAUGCGCGUCCGACCCAGCCUGCGAGGCGACGGGCUGGCGGUGGGCCGUGUGCCUGUCGGAGGCAGUCGUCGACCCCAGCGCGGCGCGCAGCUGCUUGAGGGAUCUGCCCCAGGGCUCCUACGGCGCCCAUGUGGCUGCGGCGAACGGCGACUCCCUCACCAACUCGCUGUACUGGGUGGCGACCCGCCCGCGGCGCACCCGCGCCCCACCAGCCGCGGCCAUCGCAGGCGGCUCCGCGGAGCGCGCGGAGCGCGAGGAGGACUCCGCACUCGUGCUGAUGAAGUUCAAGGACCGGGGCUUCGUGCUCGACUUCGCCAGGAGGCUGCGGUGGGCGUCCAGCUUCAGCCUGGCCGCGGCGGCGAUGCUCACGACCGCGGCGGUGGCCUGCGCCCUGGCGCGCUCGAGGCUCGCGGGGGGCGCCGCCGGCGACCCCACGCGCGGCCUGCGCGCGCUCGCGGCGUACGAAUUCAUGCACGAGGGCGCGGCGGACGAGGCGCCGACGGAGCCCGGGAGCCCCCGCGCGCGGGGCGCCGCCGCGGCGCCCCGCGGCGCGUCGCCG